Messenger RNA from Eruca vesicaria subsp. sativa (arugula), 2157 nucleotides. Lineage: Eukaryota; Viridiplantae; Streptophyta; Magnoliopsida; Brassicales; Brassicaceae. The record is from the annotation of a GenBank genome assembly.
AUGCUUACAACCACUGGGAGAAAGGAGAAACUCUCCGUUUCCAAAGGCUCUUACAUCGAAGUCUCAUCUGAUCGAGAGACUACUGGCGGCAAUGUAUGGUACCAUGCUCUUCUCCAAGAAGACCUUGCUUCAUCCAAACGCAAGAAGCUCUCUGUUCUCCACUUAAACCCUCUUUCCAACGAAGUCUACUCUCCUCCCUUGAUCACCACCACUUUCCACCGUCUGAUCCGUCCUCUUCCACCGCCGGAUCCUUCCCCUGAAGUUGGUUUUGAGGAAGGUGACAUGAUCGAUGCUGCUCACAAAGGUGGCUGGUGGUCUGGUUGGGUGGUUAAAGUUCUUGAUCAUCACUGUUUCUUGGUGUACUUAAAAUUCGAACCUGAUGUCAUAGAAGUUGAAAGAAAGGACAUGCGUCCACAUUUGGUUUGGAAAGAUCAAGAGUGGUUUCGUUGCAAGAAACGAGUAAUGACUGAGUCAGAGUUUAGAGCUGGAACUGAGGUGGAAGUGAGAAUAAAGGUGGAACCAUUUGGAGAUAUUUGGGCUCCGGGUAUAACCAUAAAGGAGAGUGAAGAUAGGACAAUACUGGUGAAGUACAAGAGUUUGAAUGCAUGCAGGAAGAUAAAUGUUCCUUACUCCAAGAUCAGGCCAUCACCACCGUCUUUUGGUUUUAAAGGUUUUGGGUUGAUGGAGAAUGUGGAUGUUUUGCUAGAGUCUGGAUGGUGUGCAAGUGUUGUAAGCAUGGUUCUCUCUGAAGAUAGAUACACUGUGAUGUUGGGUCGAAGCAAGAUGAGUGAAGACUUUGAGCAGUCUCAGUUAAGACCAUCCAUGGAGUGGAAAAAUGGUGUUUGGCAAAAGGUUUCGGAUAGAGAGGAGAAUCUGCAUGCAGCUGAAGAAACAACUCGCAUAAGGGUAAAAGUGAGGGCGACACGUGACACUAGUGUGAAGAAUCUUGCUAUUGGUAAAGAAUCUGUGACUGAGAAUGUAGCACAGCUCCCACAAACUCCAGUUUCAUCUGGAGACUUGACUUGUAAAAUGGCUAAUGUUGUGAUCAGUGAGAACACUCUAGUAGUUACUAAGGAACCUGAGAUAGCAGAAAGUAAGUGUUUUUUAUUUUUUUACCGCUCUUUAACUUCACAAAAUAUGAUGUUAAAUGAAUCUAAGUUGUUUACCUGUUUAUCAGCUAAAGAGUUUCACUCACCGAUAGUCCUGGGUUUAGCAGCACCAAGUCUGAGAAAACCUCCAAGGAAGAAGCGUCAGGCAAGGAAGAAUCAAAAGGGCAAUGCAAAUGAUUCUUCACUUGGAGAGAAGAAGAUCGUGAACAAGAAGAAAAGAGGAAGGCCGAGUAAGUUCAUAAGCACUAAGACAAAGCAGAAGACUGUAGUUAUUGCUGGUAAUGGUUCAAUGACUCCAACUACUGAAACUGCUGAUAUGAGUGAUGAUGAUCAGCCACUCACUUCAUGGAUCAACGGUGGAAAUUUAUCAUAUUUGAACAGUUGGCAAUCUUCUGCAACUCCUGAUACAGUGCUUAAUGCUAUUGUGGAAAAGCAUGUCGAUGUUGUGGAAACUCCUAAAGCGAAAGAUUCAACAAUGGUUCUUCCAUUUGUGAAGAAGUCACCGUGCUGGAAGGUUCUUGAAUCAAUGGACAUCUUCAAAGCUGUGCCACAGCGUCCACAUUUCAGUCCACUGCUAGAGUGCGAGGAGGAGUCACGUGAAGGAGACGCUAUUGGUGCAAUGGUGAAGUUCAGUGGACUGUUAGAGAAAGUAAGUGGUACACAAGUGGAUGAUUCAGUAACUGAGAUAAACAGGAUCAAAGAGUGUUUUCUCAAGCUAGAGAAACAUGGGUUUGAUGUGACAGCACCUUGUUCUCGGAUAGAUAAGUUACUGUCUAUUAAAGAAAGCCAGACGUGGGCAUUGGAAGAGCUCAAAGUUGCUGAGAGAGAGAUAACAGAGAGAGACAAUAAAAGAAGGAAGUUGGAAGAAGAUAUUGAACAAUUGCCAAAGAAGAUUGUUGAGUUGCAGAGACAACUAGCAUUGCUGAAAGAAGAGAAAGUGACUAAGGACAUUGAGAUAGCUCUGAUGCAGUCCCACGCAGAGAUUCUCGACAGAAAGGUUCAGAAUGUAGAGCAGGAGUUUCAGGUAACUGUGUCUGCACCAUGGUAA